AUGACCACAGCAUUCCCCACGAUAACAGCAAACGCCAUAGAGGAACGAGUCUUCAACAGGGCAGCAGCAGCAACAACAACAACAACAUCCUCAACAACAGCAUCAGACACAGACCAAUUCACCGAGACAUUCGCCAUCGACAUCGCACACAAGACAUGGAACAACACCAUAUCGAUAAGCAACACCAGCACAAGCAUCCAGCAAAACUACGCCAUAGAUACCGACGCCACCUAUUCCAUGUACGUGAUGGGCAACCCCACGCUAACAUUGACAAACGUGGACUUGGGCUUCGCAGUCACCGCGGUGCCAUACGCCAGUAAACCCACAUCGGUCUCGCUGGGAGCCUCGCAAGAAUGGUAUCGUGCUAGAUUCCAGCGUCACACUGCUGCUAAUAGCUCUCAAGGCUGGUAUCGUGAAGGGUAUCCUGAGAGAUUGGAUGGGACAUAUAGUAGAAAUGGUGGAGCUGGUUGUAUGAAUUGCGGUGGGCUGGUGGUUGAAAAAUGGGUCUUGCUUGCUUUGGUUUUGUUUCAUGCUUUCUUUGGAUAA
Messenger RNA from Lodderomyces beijingensis, 546 nucleotides. The record is from the annotation of a GenBank genome assembly. NCBI's taxonomy places the organism in Eukaryota, Fungi, Ascomycota, Pichiomycetes, Serinales, Debaryomycetaceae.